AUGACUAUCGUCAAAGAAACUUUGCGAAACAGCAAUGUGUAUAAACGGAAAACAAAAAAAUGUCUUCGAAACACUUUUAGUAUCAAAACUUUGCAUAAAAGAUUACCCAUCGUUAAAUGGCUUCCGAAAUACAAAGCUGAGUACAUUAUUCAAGAUAUCAUCGCUGGAAUCACGGUGGGACUAACUGCAAUACCUCAAGGUAUAGCAUACGCAGUCAUUGCUGGACUAUCUCCUGAAUAUGGAUUGUACGCAUCCCUGACGUCUGGAAUAGUCUACGUGUUGUUUGGAAGCUGCUACAAUGUUACCGUGGGACCUACUGCUAUUCUUGCAGCUAUGAUAUCAAAAUACGUUACCGAUUAUUCGCCUGACUUCGCAAUUCUUACUGCUUUCUUAAGUGGGGUAUUUAUAUUACUGCUUGGUAUUUUGAACCUCGGAUUCUUAGUGGAAUUUAUAUCUUUGCCAGUGAUUAGUGGAUUUACAAAUGCUGCUGCUCUACAAAUUGCCGCUGCACAAUUAAAAUCGUUUUUUGGAUUGCAAGGACCAUCUGGAAAUGAUUUUGGUGAAUCAUUGUAUAAUUUCGUUGUCAAUAUAAAAACAGCAAGACUUUGGGAGCCCAUUUUAGCCACAAGUACUAUCAUCAUGUUAAUGUUAUUAAAGAAAAUGGGAGAAGGUUGUAAGCGUACUGACGGAUUCAUUAAACAGGCGAGAUGGUUUAUUUCAUUAUCAAGAAAUGCUGUUGUUGUGAUAGUAGGUAUGAUUCUUGCCUAUAGUUUUAAAGCCAUAUAUGAUUCCGAACCUCUUCUUAUAAUAGGUGAUAUAGGUAGUGGACUACCGAAAUUUGGAUUUCCCCCUUUGAGCACCACAGUAGAUAAUGAGACAUUGAAUUUUAUUGAAAUGGUUCGAAUUUUAGGAAUACAAUCGGUUGUAAUACCAUUUGUAGCGAUUUUAGAAACUGUAGCGAUAGCUAAAGCUUUCGCAGAAGGUGGUCGAAUAGAUGCUACUCAAGAAUUAAUUGCAAUUGGAUUGUGUAAUAUUAUUGGAUCUUGCAGUAGAAGUAUGGCCAUUACAGGAUCCUUUACUAGGACUGCGCUAAAUCAUAUUUCUGGAGUAAAGACACCAGCGGGAGGAGUCACUAAAGUAUUACUUUUAGUUGUGGCUCUAACUUAUUUGACUUCUACGUUUUAUUUUAUACCGAAAGCUUCUUUGGCUGGGCUUAUUAUAACUGCUAUGUUCUCUAUGAUGGACUAUAAGAUAUUUAUUAGUUUGUGGAAUAAUAGUAUUAAAGAGUUACUAUUACUGUUGGUUACUAUGAUAAUCUGCCUAUUCAUGGGAUUAGAAUAUGGCAUUAUUACUGGAUUUUUGGUCGAAGCUUUGCUGUUAUUAUAUAGUGUAGCAAGGCCAACAGUCGAUGUUGAGAUUUUAAAAAGUAACAAAGGAGACCUGAUGGUUGUAAAUUUAUGUGAGAAUAUAUCUUAUUGCGCUAUUGAAUAUGUUCGUAGGAAGGUUAUGAAAGUUACUUUGCAAGAUUCUAAUGUACCAAUAAUCUUAAACGGUGGUAGCCUAAGGAAGCUGGACUUUACUGCUGCUACUAAUUUGAUGUCUAUGAUUAAAGAUCUAGAUAAAACUCAUCAUAUAAAAUUGUUAAACUUUAAUGGCGAGGUAAAGAAAAUGUGUUUGUAUAUCGAUUCAAAGUUUAAUACUAGGUUUGUGUAUGCAGCCAGUCCGAUGGAGUUAACAGAUUUUUUUUCAAAAGAUGUAUAG
Arctia plantaginis is the source of this 1761-nucleotide messenger RNA. Lineage: Eukaryota; Metazoa; Arthropoda; Insecta; Lepidoptera; Erebidae. The record is from the annotation of a GenBank genome assembly.